AUGCAAAUGCAGGAAACGGGAACAUUUGAGAUGAUGACCUGUGCUACGGACCGCCCCCGCUUGUUAGCGCUUGCAGUGGUCCUUGCUGUGAUUGCUUUGGUGUCGCUCACCUUCGGCCAUCUGGGCUACAUGACGCUGUGUUGGCCCGGAGAGUGGAGUUGGUGUGCAGGAGUGGCGGAUUUGCGGAUUGAAGUGGUCCGAGUAUUUGGCUUAGUUUUUUGGCUGCGGGUCACCAUCAUGUUUGGUUGGACUUUUCAGCUGAGGACUUUGCGGGCUGUGGUGGGGCCACACUGUUGCCGAGGAGGACUCAUCCUCUCAUGUGGGGUCCUCAGUUUGACAUUGAAGGCCAACAGCGACGAUGGCAACAGUUUCAGCGUCUGUGGCAUGAAUAUUCGCCCGCUCGUGCACCUCGCGGAGACUGUGGCCAGCGUGCUUACGAUGUGCCAGGCUGAAAUUCCGGAUGAUGGUGACGCAGAUGAUGUGACGGAUCUUCAACCAGCAUCUUUGGACAAUGACAUCUCUGAGUGGCCUUUCAAUGGCAUCCCUGAGAUGACGAAUUCCCUGUCGCAAUUCUGCAAUGUGCCAGAUCUGCUGGAACUCAGGGCAUCCUGCCAGCGUUUUCAGCAUGUAGAACCGCGGUUGGUCCUGCACAGUGUCGCCUCCCUGCUGAACAUGUUGGAGAAUGGAGGACAUGUUGAGAAGCUUAGAGCUUGCAAGUGCCUGUCAAGAUGCGACGGGUACAUCGGCCCCUACACGCAUCGGAAGUGCACGAUGCUGGUCGGGCAGUUCCUGAUUGACCUUUGCUCAUCGUGCGAGAAAGACGAAAAGGAUGUGGAGUGUGCGCUGCAAGCACACAGGGCGUUGGUGAGCCACAAGAUCACAUCACGGCGGGCUCGGCCGGGAUUGUUUGAGUACUUUGGCUUGUUGGACUAG
Symbiodinium natans is the source of this 933-nucleotide messenger RNA. The record is from the annotation of a GenBank genome assembly. Lineage: Eukaryota; Dinophyceae; Suessiales; Symbiodiniaceae.